AUGGGCGACAACCGAGACGAUCCAGGAGAUUAUGCUCGCCCGAGGCGGCCAGAUACAGAUACAAUUUCUUACUUGAGGGGCUUGCCAUUGGACGUGGAUCAAGCCAAACAAGAAAUUUCUUCCUACCUAGAACAUGGAGGUGAAUUUCCGCAAACCCUUGUGGCUACCUUUUCGGCGAUUGAUGAAAUCUGCAUGGAAAUUGCCUCUCUUGCAGGUGAUGAAUUUGGUUCACAGGGAGUCGAGCUGCUGGCUCAUAUUUCUGCUCCUCAUUCCGAAUUGGCUUCAAGGAUACUGUUGAAUGCUUGUUCUGGAUACCAUUUGCAUUUGGCCACACAUCGAUACGGCUCUCACGUGGUUCAGACAAUUCUUCAACUUGCAUUUUCAUCGGCCAGUGAAAAAGAUUUGGCGUCUGAUCCAGAGUCCCCUUCCUUUGAUAACUCCUCGACCGACGACCUCCCGUCUCUCGCUGAGUUGGUCCAAGGCAUGGUAGAAGAGUUAUCACCACACACAUCCAGCUUGGCAGUUCACGUAUGUGGCUCUCACGUCCUCCGAACACUACUGUGCGUCCUGGGCGGAGUCGACCUAGUAACUUCUGGAAAUGGCAGUGACAAUCGAUUCGACAGUGGCGCCAUUUUGCGUGGUCGAAAGAAAAACAAGAAAAAGAAAAAGAAGAAACCCGAUGCCGAUUCAUCAGCUGGAAUCCCUCAUGCUGGAACUAUGAGCGUCAUUUACCGUUCACAUUCUAGGGUAAAUCCAAACGAAUUCACAUCUUCCUUGGAAGCCAUGACGAAUGCAGUGAUUGGAGAACACGGAAUGAAGGAACCUGGCGAACUCCAGCAACUUGCUAGCCAUCCUAGCGCUGGACCACUUUUGAUUGUUCUGUUUCGAGUGCUAACAUAUUCUACUGAGGACGGAAAGAAACAGUGGGAGGCCCUAGAAGCAGAAAAGGGGGACUCGAUUGCCGAUUUCCGCUUGGGCAUUGCUCGUCAGGAACCAACCUUUGCUACUGGGACACUCGCACAUAGAAUGGCCUGCCAGAUCCUCUGCUGGGAUGAGGAUGUGGAGGAACAGCCACAUGCGGGGGAUAUUAUCUUUGGGUUGUCUGGGGAGCCCCGAGGUUCCCAUUUACUGGAAACUCUGUUGCGACUGGCGCCAGAUGAAAUGCACAAUAAUAUCCUUCAAUGUGGAGGCUUCUUUAAUCCAACUGCCAUGCAAGAAUAUUGUGAACACCAAGUAUCCAACUUCGUUGUCCAGACACUUUUGACAACGAUCCGAACCAAAGAACAAGCAGAAACAAUGCUCAAGGUUGUCGAGAAGGUCAUAUCGAGUGGUUUGGCAGUCGAUGGCACAAAGAAGAGACGAGGGAUCCUGUGGAGAACGGUCGAGCUAGCUUCCAAGUUUCGAGUGGGCCAAGAUGGAAUCCUCAAGGCGGUUCGAUUGGGAUUCGCUGCCAUUAGCAAGUCUACUACUGCUACUGAAGAAUCCGCAGAGACGGAACAAGCAGCAAAUGACCAAGACCAAGGAGAGGAGGAGGGCAAGAACAAGAAAAAGAAACAACGAAAGAAGGCAACUUCAGUGGAAGUCAAGGAUUGUGUCAAGAGUCUUCUUGGCGUUCAAUUGCCCGAAAAAGAAGGCGACCGACUCACAUUGGACGCCACUGGCGCCCGGGCAGUCUAUCACAUGCUUCGCUUCACGCCGCGUUUGUGCGAAGACGUGUUGAAGGGUUGCAUUGACGAACAUUCUGUCGAUGAAUUGGUGGCCAUGGCCAAGGACGGAUUGGGAAGUCGCUGCGUCAUGGACGGCAUAUUAAGUGGGCCCACCAAGACUCCAAUUUUUGCCGCCGCCUCCAAAAACUUGUACAAGAAAUUGACCGACCAUUGGGUCUCCUUGUCCAUUGACCGAGUGGGCCAUCACAUUGUUAAGAAGCUAUUCGAAGCUUUAUUAAAGAUUGAUGACAAGAGUAUGCUGGUCGAAGAGUUGGUGAAUGGAGGCAGACGACUGACUGCCAACAAGAUGGGCCACAGCGUUUCCGAAGCCUGUAUGGUGGACAUCUACCGUGAGAAUCCAAAGCAAUGGCGCAAGAAAAUUGUCAGCACUCAAGACAAGUCGGAAGACACGUUUUUGAAGGAAAUGACUUCUGCUAGUGGCGAAGGCGGCCAAGCAUCGACCAAGCCCAAGCGCAAACGCAAACGAAAAAAGAAGGAGACGUCCACCGAAGAGGAAUCGGCCACCAAAAAGACUUCCUUUCCAUCCUCGAGUGUGGAUUCCAUCAUCAAUGCCAUUACCGCUAGUUAG
Cylindrotheca closterium is the source of this 2295-nucleotide messenger RNA. NCBI's taxonomy places the organism in Eukaryota, Bacillariophyta, Bacillariophyceae, Bacillariales, Bacillariaceae. The record is from the annotation of a GenBank genome assembly.